This is a messenger RNA of Parnassius mnemosyne (clouded apollo), 366 nucleotides long. The record is from the annotation of a GenBank genome assembly. Lineage: Eukaryota; Metazoa; Arthropoda; Insecta; Lepidoptera; Papilionidae.
AUGAAAGCACAACAUAAAAGAGAAAGUAUAAGGGUUAAGGCGUACCACUCAAGCGACGACCAGUUACGAUCUCAAGCGAAAAAUGCUAAGGCGUACCCUGUAAGCGACGAAAGAAGACGCAGUGCAAAUAAUUUGCGUAUAGCUACAUGGAACAUCGGUUCCCUAACUGGACGCAACCAAGAACAAGCAAACACAUUGCAUGCACGAAAUAUUAAUAUCUGCUGUAUACAAGAACUUAAAUGGAAAGUGUCAAAAACCAGGGAUAUUGGUACAAACUAUCAACUUCUGUAUAACGGCACAUAUACGACAAGGAACGGAAUCGGCAUCAUCCUCGACGAAAUACUACAACAACGAGUAAUAAAGUAG